UUUUAUUUUAUUUUUUUAACAUGUCAAAACAAUUGAUUGCCUUUACAGAUACGUCAGAUCAAGAUAGUAAUAACCUGUUUGAGAUCUAUUUGCCCUGUCCACGAUCAAGUAGACGAUCUAUUUAUUUUCAAAAUAAUAAAGGUCAACUAUAUGAAGUGCAGAACGUGAAAGGACCCGGUAGAAAGGCUUCUUUUUUGAUUGACAGCUAUAUCUAUAAAGACGGUGCUGUUCGCUUUAUUACUCGUAUGGAUCCAUUGUUUAUGGCUCUCCCUAUCUUAAACCAAGUGUACAAAAAAGAUGACAGCAAAUUUAACACCUUAGAUGUUAUUUUUAGUCGAGAGAAUAUAAACUUAGAAUUAGACUUAGAUAGUGAUGAAGAAGAAGAAGAAAAAUUUGAAGCCUACUCGCAACCUAUUGAUGUCCAUCGUUUGAUCACUUUAUCAGGAUUUACUGAACAAUUAGCUCAUAUGUGCGAUAUAAAAGAGGUUGUAUCUGGCUUGUUUGUAUAUAGAUUAAAUCCAAAACUUGCCUUAGACUGGCUUACCAAAAAAGUAGAUCAAAUUUUGUCAAAGCAAGCAUUUCAAACUGCUUUUGAAUCUACAAAGCAAGACCAGGAUUUAAUGAAAUUAGAAGCAGUAUAUAUUAUCUCAAACUAUUUAAACAAAGAAUGGUUCGACAAGUUAUUGAAUCACUUUAAUCUGAUUGAGCCCAAAGAAAAAGAGGCAGAACUGUUGACUAACUAUGCUACGAAUGCAUCUCCAGCUGCCUUUUUUAAAAGAGUUCAUCCAGAUGAAAUGCUGGUCAAUAGUUCAGUCGCGAAGAAAAAGAAACCUGAUGUACCAAGAAGCUUAUCCAAAGUGAAUACCAAAGGCAUGAAAUCCCUUACAAGCUUCUUUACUACAACCAAAAAACAAUAAAUAAACGCAUGUUUUAGAUGAAGCAAUAUUUUAUUCGACAUAAACAUGUAUUUAUACGUGAC
This is a messenger RNA of Gilbertella persicaria, 979 nucleotides long. Its product is annotated as ribonuclease H2, subunit B. Lineage: Eukaryota; Fungi; Mucoromycota; Mucoromycetes; Mucorales; Choanephoraceae. Gene Ontology annotation, cellular component: nucleoplasm; ribonuclease H2 complex. Gene Ontology annotation, biological process: ribonucleotide metabolic process; RNA catabolic process. Bases 21 to 917 code for a protein of 298 amino acids. The record is from RefSeq and is a predicted model, not a curated record. The transcript has 5 exons.